AUGACUCUAUUUGAUUAUUUGCACGGUGUUCAGGCAAGUAAGAAGGCUGCUAAUAAGAGACAGAGAGGAGCCCAGAAGACCUGCUCCAAUGUCUUCUCCAUGUUCGAGCAGUCGCAGAUACAGGAGUUCAAGGAGGCUUUUGGCUGCAUUGACCAGGACAGAGACGGUGUAAUCAAAAAGCAGGACCUGAGGGAGACGUACGCACAGCUCGGAAAACUCAAUGUUAAGGACGAGGAGCUGGAUGAGAUGCUGAAUGAGGGAAAAGGUCCCAUCAACUUCACUGUUUUCCUGACUUUGUUUGGGGAGAAACUUAACGGCACUGACCCUGAAGACACCAUACUGGCUGCCUUCAAGCUUUUUGACCCUAACGGGACGGGCUUUGUCAACAAGGAUGAGUUUAAGCGACUACUGAUGAACCAGGCUGAUAAAUUCACAUCAGAGGAGGUGGAUCAGGCCUUCGCUCUGGCUCCUAUCGACGUGUCGGGAAACAUCGACUACAAGUCGCUCUGCUACAUCAUCACGCAUGGAGAUGAGAAAGAGGAAUCCUAA
Messenger RNA from Myripristis murdjan (pinecone soldierfish), 549 nucleotides. It is a transcript of the gene myl7, whose product is annotated as myosin, light chain 7, regulatory. The transcript has 6 exons. Gene Ontology annotation, molecular function: calcium ion binding. The record is from RefSeq and is a predicted model, not a curated record. Bases 1 to 549 code for a protein of 182 amino acids. Lineage: Eukaryota; Metazoa; Chordata; Actinopteri; Holocentriformes; Holocentridae.